AUGUCUUCAUCAAACAUCCCUCAUGUGGUGCUUCAAUCUUCUUCGAAUCAUCACAAGAUGCCUGUGAUCGGAUUUGGCACUGCGUCAACAUCUUCUCCUAUUGACACCAAAGAGGCAAUGUUAGAAGCUAUCAAAUUAGGUUACAGACACUUUGAUACUGCUUCAAAAUAUGACUCUGAAAAAUCCCUUGGAGAAGCUAUAGCCGAAGCACUUCAACUUGGCCUCAUAGCUUCCAGAGACGAACUCUUCAUCACUUCCAAACUCUGGUGUACUGAUAACUUUCCUCCUCUUGUUCUUCCAGCUAUCCACAAAACGCUUGAGUCUUUGAAGUUGGAAUAUGUGGAUCUUUAUUUAAUUCACUGGCCCAUUUCUGUGAAACCUGGAAAUUGGGAUUUUCCUUUUCCUGAAGAGGCCCUAACAUCAUUUGACUUAAAGGGUGUGUGGCAAGCAAUGGAGGAGUGUCAAAAGCAAGGCCUUACAAAAUUAAUUGGAGUGAGCAAUUUCAGUUGUCAUAAACUUGAAAAUCUCCUCUCUUUUGCUACUAUUCCUCCUUCUGUCAAUCAAGUAAGUCCAUAA
Vigna umbellata (rice bean) is the source of this 576-nucleotide messenger RNA. The record is from RefSeq and is a predicted model, not a curated record. NCBI's taxonomy places the organism in Eukaryota, Viridiplantae, Streptophyta, Magnoliopsida, Fabales, Fabaceae.